Maudiozyma saulgeensis is the source of this 2505-nucleotide messenger RNA. The record is from the annotation of a GenBank genome assembly. Lineage: Eukaryota; Fungi; Ascomycota; Saccharomycetes; Saccharomycetales; Saccharomycetaceae.
AUGACUGAAAUGCUCCCAAGAUCAGAUGAUUUGGAAGCUACAUGGAAUUUUAUCGAACCAGGUAUCAAUCAAAUCUUAGGUCAUGAAGACGCUCAUAAGCAGACAUCACAAGAUAAAAGGGUUGAUAAAAUAUUAUCACCUACUAUGUAUAUGGAGGUCUAUACCGCAAUUUACAAUUAUUGUGUAAACAAAUCACGUUCUUCUGGUCAAUUUAAUACUGAUAAACCAUCUAAUCAAUCAUCUAUCCUAGUAGGUAGCGAAAUAUAUGAAAAAUUGAAAAAUUAUCUUAAGAAAUAUCUUCUAAAUUUUGAAAAAAACCCUGAAGAAACAUUUUUACAAUUUUAUGUUAGACAUUGGAAAAGAUAUACAGUUGGUGCAAUUUUCUUGAACCAUACCUUUGAUUAUAUGAAUAGAUAUUGGGUCCAAAAGGAGAGAAGUGAUGGUAAGAGACAUAUCUUUGAUGUGAAUACAUUGUGUUUGAUUACUUGGAAAGAAGUUAUGUUUGAUCCAAAUAGUGAACUUCUUGUUAAUGAGAUUUUGGAUCAAAUCACUCUCGAAAGAGAUGGAAACGCUAUACAAAGAGGGGAUAUAACUACUUCAAUCAAAUCUUUUGUUAUGUUAGGUAUCGAUUUACAAGAUUUGAAGAAACUAAAUUUAAAUGUUUAUAUUCAAGUAUUUGAAAAGCCAUUUUUAAAGAGAACUGAAGAAUAUUACAGACAAUACUCCUUGGACUAUUUGAAGUCUCAUUCAGUGACAGAUUAUAUCUUUGAGGCACAUACCAUUAUAAAUCGUGAAGAAAAGGGUAUGGCCAUGUAUUGGGAUGAUCAUACAAAGAAACCAUUAUCUGAGACUUUGAAUGCUGUUUUAAUUAAAGAACAUAUUGAAAAGAUGGAAUCUGAUUUUGUUAAUUUGUUGGAUUCAAGGGAUAAUAAUAAGAUAUCUGCAUUAUACAAUUUGUUACAAAGAGAUUUUACAUUAUUACCAAAACUUGCCACAGCUUAUGAAGAUUAUGUAAGGCGUACAGGUGAACAUGAAGUCUCAAAUUUGAUAGAAGCCCAUAGAGCUGCUGUGAUGAGCAAUGCACCAGAGGGAGCAAAUCCAAAGAAAUUAGCUAUGACAGCAAUGCAUUCAUUCCCACCAAAGGAAUAUAUAAAGAGAUUACUUGUAGUGUAUGACACAUUCCGUGUAAUCACAUAUGAUUGUUUUGAUAACGAUGUUCUUUUCACUAAGGCACUUGAUAACGCAUGUCGUGCUUAUAUUAAUGAUAAUGAAUUUGCAUUACCACCGGGAUCUUCUAGAUCUGCUACAUCAAAGACAUCUGAAAUGUUAGCCAAGUACAGUGAUCAAUUAUUAAAGAAAUCUACAAAACCUGAGAUUACUGCCGAUAUGUCUAUUGACGAUAUUAUGGUAGUAUUCAAAUUCUUAACUGAUAAGGAUGUAUUCGAAUCACAUUAUCGUAGAUUAUUUGCAAAGAGAUUAAUUCAUGGAACCUCUAUAUGUGAUCAAGAUGAAGAGGCUGUUAUUCAAAGGUUACAAAGUGAGAAUAGUAUGGAAUACACUGGUAAGAUAACAAAGAUGUUCCAAGAUGUCAGACUUUCCAAGAUUUUGGAGACAGAAUUUGAUAUGAUGGUGAAAAAAUUACCAGAUUAUUCAAGAAGUAAAUAUCCUGAAUUACAACCAUUUGUCCUUGCUGAAAAUAUGUGGCCAUUUUCAUUUCAAGAUGUUGAAUUUAAUAUCCCACAAGAAUUAGAGAGCACUUACACAAGAUUAGCUGACAUGUAUAUUAAUAAACAUAAUGGUCGUGUCCUUAAAUGGUUAUGGCCAUUAUGUCGUGGGGAAUUAGUGGCAAAUAUUGGGAAACCAGGUCGUCCACCAUUCCAUUUCACUGUAACAUUAUUCCAAAUGAGUAUAUUAUUAUUGUUUAAUGAUACAGAUACUAUUACAUUGGAAACUAUUCAGGAUAAGACUGGAUUAUCGUUACAAAACAUUGCUGCGUCGAUGGUACCAUUCAUUAAAUUUAAAUUAGUACAACAAAUUCCAACAGGUUUAGAAGCCUUAGUGAAACCAGAGACUCAAUUUAAGAUUGCUCAGCCAUACAAGGCGUUAAAGACUAAGAUUAAUUUUGCAGGUGGUGUCAAGAACGAUAUAUUGAAUGCAUUGCAAAAUAAUAAUAAUAAUAACAGCAAUAAUAACAAUAAUAGUAAUAAUAAUGGUGCACAGGGUAAAAAUGGUAGUAAUACAAACGGUAACACAAUGACGGAGAACGAACUAAUAGAGAAGGAGCUAAAUUCUGAGAGACAGAUCUUCUUAGAGGCUUGUAUUGUCAGAAUUAUGAAGGCCAAACGUAAACUACCACAUACCAUGUUAGUAAAUGAAUGUAUUGCUCAGACACAUCAACGGUUCAAUCCUAAGGUGUCGAUGAUCAAACGAGCCAUUGAUGGGUUGAUUCAAAAGGGAUACCUGCAGAGGUGCGAUGAUGGUGAAUCUUACUCUUACCUUGCUUGA